Messenger RNA from Bombus huntii, 5400 nucleotides. RefSeq names its product bcl-2-related ovarian killer protein-like. Lineage: Eukaryota; Metazoa; Arthropoda; Insecta; Hymenoptera; Apidae. The record is from RefSeq and is a predicted model, not a curated record. The transcript has 5 exons. Gene Ontology annotation, biological process: extrinsic apoptotic signaling pathway in absence of ligand; regulation of apoptotic process; intrinsic apoptotic signaling pathway in response to DNA damage. Gene Ontology annotation, cellular component: mitochondrial outer membrane. The coding region runs from base 4396 to 5346 and encodes 316 amino acids. Gene Ontology annotation, molecular function: protein homodimerization activity; protein heterodimerization activity.
AAAUUUUCGGAACUUUGACAAUCAAAAAUAAAACAUAAAAUCAAUUGCACUUUGGAAAAUUUAUAGUAGCUGAAAUAAUUCUUUUAAAAGUAAUGUCAUAUAAACAGUGCGCUAUUUUAAAAUCGAAAAUGGUUAUUACAAACUAAUAUUUUUAUAAGUAAUCGUUCAAAAUUAACGUAUGCAAUGAAAGUUUAAUGGUUUCCAUUGUUAACACUUUCCAAAGCAUCUAUUUAAAUAUUCUUUAGAAAUAUUUUACUAAAUUUUCAACAUAUUUAAAUCUUUAUAUUAAAAAUUCUUUGAUGAGAAGAUAUAGAAAAUUAUUAAUUUUUAAAAUUAGUCAUUAAACUAUUUUAAUAUGAAAAUUUUUAUCAUAUUCAUAAUUUAACAUUAACCUUACCAUAUCCGGUCAAAUAACCGAUUUUAAAAUUUAAUUUAAAAGUGUACAUUCAUUGUUAUAUCUUUUGUUCAUCCAAUUUCAUGUAAAUUAUUAUACUAACAAAAAUUGAGAAAUUGAUUAAUCAGGUAAUGUAAGAAUUUACAUAAAGUUAGAUGAACAAAAGAAAUAACAAUGAAUAUUCAAUUUUAAAUUAAAUUUUGAAACCGGUCAUUUGACCGGGCCUAGUAAGGUUAAUAUUAAUAGUACAUCCUUAUAUUUUUCAAGCACUAUCACGAUCAGAAAAUGUGAGUCUAAAUUUUCAUUCAUUACAGUGUUAUUACUAUCUUAAUUAAAAAAAGCAACUUGAAAAAAUUAUUAAAUAUUUCAAGAUCAUUUGAUCAACGUGUAUCCAUUAAUUGCAAAUUAAUCUCAAAUUUUCUCAGAAAUGUUUUUCGUACAGUGACUCAACCGUUGUACAGCGAUGUAAGUAGGGAUAACACUUGUACGGCGUUCACGCAACAUCUUCAAGCUACAUCAUGUGUAGUUGAAAAGUCACCAGUAUUGUUCGCGCUGUGUUCUCUACAAUUUCGACGGUGCGUCGCGCGUUCCCCGUAUCCUUCGAUCAUCUAUAGCUUCUUUUUAAAUUGUACAACAAUCUAAUUGACGUAGAUAGAUUCACGAAUUCUAAAAAAGGGAAAAAUAUGAAUUGUCUGUCAUAGAAAGCGUAAGCUUUUAAUAUAGUGUGUUCGAUAAAGUAGUGAUUAAAUGUACAAACUACGAAAGUGUUUGGAACCGAUUUCACACGUGAACUGUAAUCGUACGAACAACCGUCAAGAAAAAUAGCGAUAAAUCUCUGUACUUCGUUAACAUUCAAGGUAACGAUAUAUAUAGCUUCUUGUUGAAACACUUGCAAAUAAUUAAUUGUCAAUAAAAAUAAAUAAAUAAAAUUGUAUGUUAGCCAAUAACGACAAUGUAACGAUAUAUCUCUCUCAUGAAGAAAUCGUUUCUUCGAAAUAUAUUUCGUAAGAAUUACGAAAAGUGAGUUUUUAACUAAAGUGUAAUGCUUUUAAUUUUUCAAAAGUUACACCAAAUGUCAAGUAUAUCAAAUACUUUAUUUUAUAUUUACAAAAAAAUUGAAAAGCAUCGUUUGUUAGUUAUUGCAAGCGACAAUAAAGAGAUUAUUUUUUGUAUUACAAAACUGGCUUCAGUUUUUGGGAAAUUUAUAAAAGGAGGGGGGUACAGCCGUUACCUGAAGAACAUGUAGCCCGCAUCUUUUAUUCGAUGUCGUCUCGACCUAUAUUUUCGUACUGUUAGUUACACGUCGCCCUUUCAAUUCCACACUUCCUCUUUUUUUUCUUUUCUCUACUCUUGCGUCACCCAUGAAAUUUACCGGUAAACUUAAUCGACGACAUGAUAAACUAUGUAAAUUUAUGCAGGAAACAAUCUAUUUUCUAAAUACGGUGUAUUGUUGAUAACCUAAGGAUAGAAGACAUCUAUUAAAACAAGUGAAAAGAUACGUUUCAAUAUGUUAGUUAUGUUUAUGUAACGCUACAGUUGAUUUAAAAACAAUUCUAACCAUAUUCAUGUAAUAUUGCUCAAUAUAUUGAUCUGUAAUACUGAUAAUAUGUAUAUCUUUGAAUUGUGAUAUUUUAUCCUUUGUAUCGUAGUGUAUAUGUGUAAUAGCUUCGAGUAUUCAGUUAAUUUUAAUGUUUGAAGAUAAUUAGCUGCCUUCUUUCUCUUUCAAGAAAUUACUCUCGUUUAGCGAUAAUAUGAUGCUAAUAUAUACGGACGGCGCUAUUUUUAAUGAUUUACUUGAUCUAAUAGGAAUGACUUGUACACAUGUGCACGAUGCAUCACGUAACUAAGAUAGAAGAAAUUUACAGAGCCAGGAAAAAUCAUAAUUUUUUAAAUUAAUAAAAUACCAGGAUUUAUUAUCAAUCUGUUUUUAGGGGAAAUUCUAAUCACUUAUUAUAAAUCUUUAUAACUGUAUCUAUUUUAAAAUGUAUUAAAAUGUAUCUAUUUCUUGAAAAAAUUCAGUCAUACCUAAAUCUCUUAUCUCCUUUCUUUUUCCGAAGUUUAAAAUAUUGUGUCUUCUUUGAAAAUUUAUACUGCCUUUUCUUUAUUUUUUUUUUUUUUUUUUGUCGAAAUCCAGUGUAAGUACGUUUGCAGCCUUUCUUUUUAGCAAUGGUUGCCAUUCGUAUUUUGUGAAUGACACCGGUGGUCUACGUGCUCAAAAUACAAGAUAUGUUCACGACAAAAAGGUUCAAAGAAUUCGAAUCGUUCAGCAUAUAUCGCCACUCAGAAUCGUACUUUCUCGGCAUAAAGAAUCACAAGGAACUCGCCUUCUCCCGAUUCGUGAUUUAUACUCUUCAUCGUCGUUCUUACAUUUACGUUGCCUUUAACUGCACUAAAAAAUUUAUUGACUUGCUGUAGUUUGAUUGUCUGCCGCAGUUGUUCAUUCACCAAUUACACUCAAUUUGUUUUUAAUUGAAUUUCAAUAAGCUUACCGUGUAAAAUGUUUAUUAACGUCGAAUAGAGUAAACUUUUCAGUUAGGCGAUGCUUAAGAUAAUUAAUUCGCGUGAAUCACAUGAUUUAAAUUUCUUUCACUAUGUUAACGAAGUUAAUCGUUUGCAAAUCUUUGGAAUAUUUACAAUUACUUCGUAAUAAUUUUAUCAAUAAUGUUAAUGAUUUAAUCAUCUUAAACAUCAGCUGGCUCGAAAAUUUAUUCCAAUUGGCAAACGUUAAUGAACCUUUUUAUCUUCGAGUCGAAUUUUGCCAAAGUUAAAUUUUUGAAUUUGAACAUUUUUUUGUACAAGGUUACUGUAAGUAAUUCACUUGUUGUUCCAUUACCCUGUAUAUUAUCUUAUCAUCGAGGUUCAAAUUGCAAUGAUAAUAUACGUGAUAGAAAAUAUAAAUAUUUACGUAUAUACUUUUAUGAGUACCAAGAAAAUUAGCCUAAAAUCUAAUCGCAGGUGACGCAAAAAUUUCUUGCAAAUGUUUCACAAUUUCGGUCACGUUCAUGUCAUCCAUACGUGUCGUUUCCACGUAAAACUUUUCAAACACGAUAAACGUUUUUUACGUUAUAUAAUUAACAUCUGGCUGUGUACUUUUGUCACUCAUACGCUCAAUUUUUUAUAGAGAUAAUUUCUGAUGACUUUCUCGCUUAAAACUGGAAAUAUCGAUAAAACUUCUUUUCCACUAGUCUUUCAUGUAAUUAGAAUUGCAUCAAAAUAUAUUUUAGCUAUUUUCGUAUACUUUGCUAAAAAGUUUACUUCAGAAUCUAUUCUUUUUUUCAAUUUUUCCAUCUUUUGACAUAAAUUCAGUUCUUAUCAUAAUUAACGAUUCUCGCGAUAAAUAAUUGGCAAUUAAUUAUGACUAUGUCAUAUGAAAUAAUUAAAGAAACUGUAAAAACGAUGUUAAAUUAAUCUUUUUUCUGUUCUGCUAUCCUUCAAGUGUGUUUCUAUGACCUAACUAAUUGCUAUCUUAAGCAACUCAAUGCUUCAAUUAACCAGUUAAUUCAAUUUAGCUUUCGCCUAAUUAAACACCCUAUUUCACCAUCUCUAACGAGAAUGAUCGGCUAAUUAAAAGGAUUUAAUCUCAAUUGGGUGACUAGAAUGUAUAGUUUUUACAAUCAAUUUACUUAAUUACAAAUUAAUAAAUAUCCGCAGUCUAGUCAUUAGACACAUGUUCGCCAUUGUUUAUUUUACGUUAUUCAUUCACCUUGACGAUUCCAAACAAUAACUUACGAGUUCGAUGGUUUUCAAAAAAAGCUAAGGGAUCCGUCAUAUAAUAAUACAAAACUGGCUUAAUUAGCGGAUACCAUCGCGACACGGAAAUAAGCCUUGAAAAUUGAUAAAACAAACGAUUUAACAAGCCGUCGCGCAUUCUCCUCCAACGAUAAUCAACCGGUCAGCUACACCGUUGAUAAGCGAUAAUUCAAAAACAUAUUACGCAUAUAAUGUGUAUGUGGAACGUGUUAGAUGACAGUGAGUAAUGAGGCAGUCGAGCGUUAAUUACAAUGAGACCAGACUUUCAAUUGCGGGUCCAGGAGGAGGAGGAGGUCCUGCCAAUGCCUGAAAAGCCUGAAUGGCAGGAACUCUCCACGGAGGAUUCUUCAAUGUCUGGGCUCGUCGGAUCUUUACGUGGCUUGGAGGAUAAUAGUGGGAACACAGGGCAACCGUAUCGUAGGCACAGCCUCGCUUUAUCUCUCCACUCGAAUUUAGGCGCUUUUCCGCUUCCUAACAAUCAAGAAGCUUCGCCUUUUCACGUCGUCGAUUCAGCACGAAGAAGAUUCAGUAAUGUCAGCGACGUUGUUUCCAGAAAGAUUUCUCAUACGAUUCGAUGGAGAACGGUUUCAGCUUCGAUCGAGCUCACAGUAUCACAGGGAUCGUCGUUAUGUGCUCAAUACAUCCGAAAUCGUUUAAAACGAUCUGGAAUUUUUCACCGAAAGCUGGGUCUGAAAAGAAUGAGAAGCGCCAUGUUGCUUCCUGGAGGUGCAGUCGUUGGCGAAGUUUAUCCAGAAUUAGUAUCAGUUGGAGCUGAACUGGAAAAGAUGCAUCCAAAUUUGUUCAAUCGUGUUGCACGACAAAUCGGUUGUGGUAGUUUCUCAUCAGAACAGUCUGCCAGCGAGGCCAUUGCCGAUAUCUCCAGGGAAAUGAUCAGGAAUGGAGAAAUGACUUGGAGCAAAGUGAUAGCCCUUUACGCGGUUGCUGGUGGUAUUGCCGUAGAUUGCGUACGUCAGGGUAAACCUGAAUAUUUACCUGCUAUACAGAGAGGUAUGACGGAUGUAUUAGAAGAAGACCUUGCAGCAUGGAUACAAGCUAACGGUGGAUGGUCCGCUUUAGCAACACGAUACAGACCUGUUACAAAAGAAACAACGUGGUAUUCACGGAAACUUAUAUUUUUAUUUUUAUUCACCGUCUUGCUCAUUUUUAUGAUCUCUAUAUUUUUAAAAUUUGUAGUUUUAUAAUACAUAUAAUUAUGUAAUAUAAUUACAUAAAAAAGUGACUUAUACUGUAUAGUA